AUGGCAGCAAGUUUGGCGCUUAUGAAAAAGCAAAUUUAAAAAUAUGGCAAUAUUAAGGAUUUAUAAUAAGCUGAGAGCUAAAAUAAUAAAGAAAACUAGUCUUCUUUUUCUAAACCUAUAAUAUAAAUAAACGCCUACCAUUCUCAACCUAAAUAAUCUUCUUAUUAAGCAUAUAUGUAGAAAUAAAUAAAUGACUGUAAUGUACUUUAAAGCAAGAGGAAUGAAAACUCUAUCAAAAUUUCUAAUGAUUUUUUGAAGGAUUUACUUGAUAAAUAAAUAAAAACUGAAAAUUCACAAUUUCGCUAAGAGUAAAAGAAUAAAAAUCAAAAUAACUUGAGCUAAUUUUUAUAAUCAUUUUCUUCUUCUAUUUCUCCAUUAAACUAAGAAUAAAGAACUAUAUCUUCAUCUUGUAAAAAAUAAAGUAAAUUAUCUAUUAAUAACAAUUAAUUAAGGAGAAAUUAAUCUACAGAGAAGUAAAGACCUUCAACAAGCUACUAACCAUAAAGCAGGAAAAUAGUUUAUAAUCAUACUGUAAAUUAAACAGAUGAUAAUCAACCUGCAAUAUCAAUAACUCCUUUAGCAAAAUAAAGCCUUUCCAAAACUUUUUAUAAAAUUAGUGAUAAUAGUAAUUCUCAAGGAUAAAAAAAUUAAAAUUAUCGUAGCAACAUUUCUCCUAUCACAAAAAACUAAAAUCAAGAUAGCUAACAGUUGUAAUGCAAUAAUUAUAUUAUAAAACUACAAAAAUCAUCAGAUAAGCAAGGUAAUAAAAUUUUAAUAGUACCUCGUAAAGACUCAGGUAUAAAAACAGGUACUAAAGUUAUAAGAUCCUAAAGUAAAAGUGGAGUAUAUAAUGGUAGUAAUUUCAAAAAUUUAUUUACUUAAACAGAGGCAAGCGAAAUAUUAGAUAAUGUGAGCAUUACUAAUUUAACAAAAAAUAACUCUUUCUUACAAAUUUCUAAAUAUAAUCACAGAAUAUUUGAAUCAGCACUUAAUGAAGAAAAGCAUGCUUUAUAAGUAAAAAAAUCAAGAGAGGAUUUUUCAUAAAUAACUCGUUGUAAUAGAGCUGAAAGCACUGAUAUCAAACUGUCAAAAAAAAAAUCAAGAAAUAUCUCUAUGCAUUACAAUAGUGCAAUUCAUAAAAAUUAGUAAAACUAAACACAUGAAAACUUAUAUAUGAACUACCUAUCAAAUAAAAAUGUUAACAACAUAUUAUUUAAUACUCCUAUUAAUUAAAAAAGAAAUCGUAUUAUGAAUUAUGAAAUUACUCCUUGGGACAAUAAUUAGGUUAGUUAAAGUGACAUCUUAAGCGAUGUUUUCAAUUAAAGUCCCAAAAACCAGUUUAGCCCUUUGAAAAAUUCUCUGAUGAUUAAUUCGAAUUCAAUGUCAUAAAAUUUAUCAAAAUAUGGAGCUGAACAAAGAUUGAUUAAUUUAUAGAAAUCUUUUUAGGAAUAACCAGUUGAAUAAUAAUAGCAAUAAAUUUAAAAUUUGUAAAAAAAAUAAGAAUCCAAAACAGAGGAAACUACAAACAGAGAUACAAGCAAUAAAAAUAUUAAGGCUGCAAGUAUCCCUAACAAAGAUUAAGAAUCAAGCAAUAACAAACCUAAGACUCCGAUUUCUAAUAGGAAAUCUGUUUAAAUAAGAAAAAUAUCUGAAAAAAUAGAAGAUAAUUGCUAAUAAAAAGAAGUUGACAUUCUCCCUAUGACAAAUUAUAGCGAUGUAAUAACGAGUAAAAAUAUUUUUAGACCACUUAGACCUGUUUCUAAAAAUUCAAGAAGAGAGUAAACCAGCAAAAAUUAAUUAAAUUAAUCUGCAUAAUAAAUAUAAACCCCUUUCAAAAAACCAAAUUACAGGUGUGAUAAAGGUUUAUACAGAAACAGUCGAAUAGCAUCUUUGAAUUCUGUUCUUUAAACUUUUAGAAAUAUACCAUUCAUUAGAGAAUAUAUUUAAAAUCCUUAAUAAUAAAAUGAUUUCAUUCCAAUCCUUUAUAAUUUAUACGAGUCUCUGGAUUAACGAUAAGACCCAUAAUUUAUGAAUAGUAUAUCUUAGUUUUUUUAAACAUUUCUAAACUCUUAAUUAAAUAGAAAUGAUAACGAAAUGAAUGAAAUUGAAAUUAUUGUUAAUGUUAUUAUAGAAUAGCUUCUCCUCAAUGCUACACCUUUAAGGACAACUUAGAUAAAAUUAACAAGACUUGCUAAUUUUUCAUAAAAUGAUGAAGAUGCUUGUGAUCUUUAUGAAGAAUUAGCCUUUAAUCAUUAAAACAAUGAACUCUAUUCUAAUAUUUUCGGCCUUCUAAAAUAUAAAUUCUUUUGCUAAACAUGCAUGAAUGAAGACACUAAUUUAGAAGAUUUUUAUAUAUUUAAAACAUUAAAAAUGGAAAUUAAUAGAUUUUAAACUGACUUUUUACAUAACUUGUACACAACUGGAAAAUCUGAAGCUAAUUACUGUGAUUUCUGCAUGAAAGAUAAGCUUUUCUUCCAAAAAAUGGAGUUUAUUUAAUUACCAUAGCUACUGAUUAUCCCUUUAGAAAUUAAAAUAGAUACAUAUUACUCAAAUGUUAAUUCAUAUACUUCGAAAAAUGUUUUCAAUUAGUUAGAGAUACCAAAAGAAUUUAUGAUAACUGACAUAUAUAAGAACAAGGUUUACUAUUAGUUGUUAGGCGAAAUAGAUAAAAUAGGAAAUACAAAUUAAUAUGUUUCUAUAUGCAAGGAUUUUAAGGGAAAUAUUUAGCAAUACCAAGAUAUAAAAGUGAAAUUUAUAGAAAAAUUUCCUCUUGAAAGUGCUUAAGUUCUUUUUUACAUAAAACAAGACUAUUAUAAGUUUUGA
Molecule: messenger RNA, 2823 nt
Organism: Tetrahymena thermophila SB210
Lineage: Eukaryota; Ciliophora; Oligohymenophorea; Hymenostomatida; Tetrahymenidae
Exons: 4
Source: RefSeq, a predicted model, not a curated record